AUGUUCUUUAAAAAAAAUUCUCACUUUAUCAUAGAGGGGUUGUCAGAAUUAAAAGAUCAAGGCUUAAAUAUUUAAAACAAGAUAAUCAAACUUAAAAAGCCUAGAGAAUUCUUUAAGAAUAUAAGUAUACACAGAUAAUAUAUUAAAAAAAAUAAGUAAUCUUAAACAAAGUAGAAUAACUAAUUUUCCAAUCAUUUUUGA
Paramecium tetraurelia is the source of this 201-nucleotide messenger RNA. RefSeq lists its product as uncharacterized. The transcript has 2 exons. NCBI's taxonomy places the organism in Eukaryota, Ciliophora, Oligohymenophorea, Peniculida, Parameciidae. The record is from RefSeq and is a predicted model, not a curated record.